AUAACUAUUUUUGUAAGUGACGUCAUAGUGAAACAGAAAUAACGUGUCGUUUUUACAGUGACUCUUCAGUUUCUUUGUGAUUUCUCAUCGUCAUCCUAAAAACAAAUAAACAAUUCGCUUUAACCUGUUGGAUUACUCAUAAGUAACAUUAACAAUUUUAAAUUCACUAUCUGGAUAAUUUGUCACAAGUGUUUGCCCAUUCUGUUGUUCAUUAUGUCCAGUGAGGAAGAUUUGGCAACAGCUAUACUCAGACGCAAGGAGCGUCCCAACAGACUCCUUGUGGAAGAGGCAAUCAAUGAAGAUAAUUCAGUUGUUUCAUUAUCACAGAAAAAAAUGGAUGAACUCCAAUUAUUUCGUGGAGACACUGUAUUAUUAAAAGGAAAAAGACGGAAAGAAACUGUAUGCAUUGUAUUAUCUGACGAAACAGUACCAGAUGACAAAAUACGUAUCAAUAGAUGUGUGCGAAACAACUUGCGGGUCAGGCUUGGAGAUGUUGUUAGCAUUCAGCCUUGUCCUGAUGUAAAAUAUGGCAAAAGAAUUCAUGUCCUACCCAUAGAUGACACAGUGGAAGGUCUUGCAGGGAACCUGUUUGAAGUUUUCCUCAAGCCGUAUUUCCUAGAAGCAUACAGGCCAAUUAAAAAGGGUGACAUAUUUCUCGUUCGUGGUGGAAUGAGGGCUGUUGAAUUCAAAGUUAUUGAAACUGAUCCUCAACCUUAUUGUAUUGUAGCACCAGAUACUGUUAUUCAUUGUGAAGGCGAGCCAGUAAAAAGAGAGGAAGAGGAGGAGCAGCUUAAUGAAGUUGGUUAUGAUGACAUUGGAGGAUGUCGUAAACAACUUGCACAGAUUAAAGAAAUGGUGGAGCUCCCACUUAGACAUCCGCAACUCUUUAAAGCUAUUGGAGUGAAGCCACCAAGAGGUAUACUUUUAUAUGGACCUCCUGGCACAGGAAAAACAUUGAUUGCUAGGGCAGUUGCUAAUGAAACAGGGGCAUUUUUUUUCCUUAUUAACGGGCCUGAAAUUAUGAGUAAGUUGGCUGGAGAAUCAGAGAGCAAUCUUCGCAAAGCUUUUGAAGAAGCUGAAAAAAAUUCACCAGCUAUUAUUUUUAUUGAUGAACUUGAUGCUAUUGCUCCAAAGCGUGAAAAGACACAUGGAGAGGUAGAGAGACGUAUAGUUUCACAACUUUUAACUUUAAUGGAUGGGCUUAAGCAGAGGUCUCAUGUCAUUGUUAUGGCUGCAACCAACAGACCAAAUAGUAUUGAUGCAGCGCUCAGGAGAUUUGGACGUUUUGACAGAGAAGUUGACAUAGGAAUUCCAGAUGCCACUGGCAGGCUUGAAAUUUUAAGAAUUCAUACCAAAAAUAUGAAACUUGGAGAUGAUGUGGAUUUGGAACAGGUUGCCUCAGAGACACACGGUCAUGUUGGUGCAGAUUUAGCUGCUUUGUGUUCGGAGGCUGCCCUGCAACAGAUAAGAGAGAAAAUGGAUCUUAUUGACCUGGAAGAUGAAACUAUUGAUGCUGAAGUACUGGACUCGUUGGCAGUUACCAUGGAAAAUUUCAGAUGGGCUUUGAGCAAGAGCAAUCCUAGUGCCUUGCGAGAGACAUCAGUGGAAGUGCCCAAUGUUUCUUGGGAAGAUGUUGGAGGUUUGGAAAAUGUCAAAAAAGAACUCCAGGAGUUGGUUCAGUAUCCAGUUGAGCACCCUGAGAAGUUCCUGAAGUUUGGCAUGACGCCAUCAAAAGGUGUUCUAUUCUAUGGUCCACCUGGUUGUGGUAAGACAUUGCUUGCCAAGGCUAUUGCCAAUGAAUGUCAAGCCAAUUUUAUCUCCAUCAAGGGCCCUGAACUUCUCACAAUGUGGUUUGGAGAGUCUGAAGCUAACGUCAGAGACAUAUUUGACAAGGCUAGGUCAGCUGCUCCAUGUGUGCUGUUCUUUGAUGAGUUAGAUUCUAUAGCUAAAUCCAGAGGAGGCAAUGUUGGUGAUGGAGGUGGUGCUGCAGACAGAGUAAUUAAUCAGCUACUGACUGAGAUGGAUGGCAUGUCUGCCAAGAAAAAUGUGUUUAUCAUUGGAGCAACAAACAGACCAGACAUUAUUGAUUCAGCAAUCCUUCGCCCUGGCCGUCUUGAUCAACUCAUUUACAUUCCCCUUCCUGAUGACAAAUCACGUAUUCAAAUUUUAAAAGCUAACUUGCGGAAGUCACCAAUGUCCAAGGAUGUGGACUUGGAGUAUCUUGCUAAAGUAACCAAGGGAUUCAGUGGUGCUGAUCUGACUGAAAUUUGUCAAAGGGCCUGUAAACUUGCCAUAAGACAGUCAAUUGAAGCAGAAAUCCGUACAGAAAGAGAGCGUGCACAAAAUCCUGAUGGUGACAUGGAGGUGGAAGAAUAUGACCCAGUACCAGAAUUAACAAGAGCUCAUUUUGAAGAAGCCAUGAAAUUUGCAAGACGUUCUGUUAGUGAGAAUGAUAUCCGCAAAUAUGAGAUGUUUGCCCAGACCUUACAGCAAAGUAGAGGUUUUGGUGGAUUCAGAUUCCCUGGAGCUUCAGGUCAAGGUCAGAGUGGGUCUGGUGGGGCAGGUCAAGGUGGAAAUACUGGAGGGGAUGACGGUGAUGAAGAUCUUUAUAGUUAAAACUCAGUUAUUUGUUUUCUACCAGCUGCAGUUUACCUAACUUCUAAUCUUGCAGCAAGAUUCAGUGUUUAAUUGUGUUGUUACAUUAUGCAGUUAAUUAUUUUUUUGUUCUAAUACUUUUUAUUUCACAAACAGAUGCAAAAAAAACUGACACUUAAAUACACUAGCAUAUUCAAUGUGAUUAGAACAAAUAUUUUAUUACACUAAAUUAGUAUAGUUUCCCUGAAUAGAUCUAAGAAAGUUUUUUUUUUUUUUUAAAUUUGUUUAUUCUAACUUGCAAAGAGUUAAUUUAUCAUCUGCCAUGUUGUCCAUAGUAACCUAUUUUUAUGACAGCUAGUGUUUGAUAAUUGUUACUGCAAUGUAACAUGUUCAUCCAUUUGGUACAGAAAGGUGGUAGCAAACUGUGUAUUUUUACAAAGUUCUGAGCAGCUUCUGUUGGGUUUAAAAAUUCCAUUUGUCACCAUUUUCUGUGGUAACUUUAUUCACUUAGGAUUUACAGAAAUGACAUUCUUUUAUAUUUAAAAACUACAGAAUUGUUGUUUGCUAAUGCAUUUUUUUUUUCGGUUCAAUAAUUUUUAACAUUCAUUUUACCUUUAUCAUCAAGAUAUCCUGUUUUACAGUUUGCUACUGUACUUUAUAAUGUAUGGGCCAUCUUUUGUGUUGUUCUUUGAAACUAUGAAAUAAAAUAUUAAAAUGUUACAUUGGUACUUUC
This is a messenger RNA of Physella acuta, 3328 nucleotides long. Its product is annotated as transitional endoplasmic reticulum ATPase. Lineage: Eukaryota; Metazoa; Mollusca; Gastropoda; Physidae. Gene Ontology annotation, cellular component: VCP-NPL4-UFD1 AAA ATPase complex; nucleus; cytosol. Gene Ontology annotation, biological process: mitotic spindle disassembly; retrograde protein transport, ER to cytosol; autophagosome maturation. Gene Ontology annotation, molecular function: ATP hydrolysis activity; polyubiquitin modification-dependent protein binding; ATP binding. The record is from RefSeq and is a predicted model, not a curated record.